GGAGAAUUUAGUCAUUCUGUUAGUCGCAUCCGUGCCGCAAAGAGUACCAAUCGGCUAGAAAGUGCUAAAAGCAUUUAACUCAAUUAGAUCGGGAGCAAGUUCAUAUUUGUGUUUCGGAAGCGUUUACUUAAUCUACGGAAAGGGAAAUAAACACAGUCAAACGUUACAUUAUUGAGAAAGUGUUUCAACAAAAUUUCUUUAUGAUGAAAAGUUAUAAUUUCUUGUGGCUGAUCACAGUGCUAGUGUUGCUUUCUUUCUACACCGCGCAGACAUGGUCAGCAUAUUUGCCAGUAGUUCAGAAACAUAACCUAAAUCAAUUGGAAGAAAUAUACAAACAACACCUACGAAUUCCAUAUACAUACAGUCCAGAAUAUCAAAAAGAUAGCAACGGGGAUGGAGCAGAUCACGCAGUCAACAGUGAGGGCAAAAGUGAUGGGAGAAGUGAAAUGGCAACAGCAAGAUACAACAACAACGACGCAGACACUUUGGCAGCAUCGUACAUCGACACGGACGAACAGGCCGCUGCACCAGGCGAUUGGCAAUUAUUACCUCAUGGAUCAUACGAUAAAAAGCAUGACGUAGUAGCUGGCAAUGUGCCCGCAUAUGCGUGGUUUUCUGAUCAGAGCGGUGUUUUUCAUGCGUACGAAAAUAGCGACGCGUACGAUGCAUUUAAAGGCGACAGUGACAGCGACAUCGACGACGACGAAAACAGCGAAGAGAAGACGAAUGCACAAAUAUUGAGCCGCAAGCGACGUGGAUUCGAUGAUUGGUUCAUAGCACCCCAUACAAGGUGGUGUGGGCGUGGUAAUUCAGCCAACAAUACCUAUAACCAACUUGGCGGCGCUUCAGACGCCGACAGAUGUUGUCGCCGACAUGAUUACUGUCCCAUGUUUAUUUCGGCUUUCAGUAGCCGCUAUGAAUUGUUCAACUAUCGUCCAUAUACAUUGUCACACUGCAAUUGCGAUCGACGUUUCCGUACCUGUUUGAAAAUGAACAACGACGAUGCGUCCAACACAAUCGGAGAACUCUUCUUUAAUAUGGUUCCAUCGCAAUGCUUUACACUACGCAACGAACGCCAGUGUCAGCAACGUAACGCCGAGGGCGACUGCAUAAAGGAGACAUUUCGAAAGCGAGCUUAUGUGCGGGACAACCAAAAGUAUUAAAUAAUACAAUGUAGCAAAUAUACAUAUGUAUGUAUAGCGGAGAGCGGGUUGAGAAGGCGUUCAAAAAGGAAUACUGAACUGAGACUACGAAAUGUGCAGGGAACAGAGCCUUGAGAAGCUAAAGUGUGAGAAAGAUCUAGAAAUUUUUUAAAACAAAACACAAACAUGUAUGUAUGUAUGUACAUUUGAUGCCAGAAGGUGGCGGACUGCGGCAACCAAAACGUUGUGCUUACUGGAGGCGCUGUGCAUGUAUGCAUGUGUGUGAGAGUGGUGUACAUAUUUAAAAAGCUACUUAUGUAUUUAGUAUGAUAUUUGCUCAGCACAUAUACACAAGUGCGUGUAUAUACAUAUAACUAAAAAUUAUUAUAUUUGAAUUAAGGCUCGGUUAUGAGUUAGUAGUCAUGACUUCUUCCAUAUUGUUUGGCCUCAAAUGAUAAAAAGAUUUGAAAUUGUAAUCUGCAUGAAUUAAUAAUUUGAGACACCCUGUCAUUUUGAAUUCAUUUUUUCUUUGAUUUAAACAUAACUGUUAAAAGUUUCGAUAGAAAGAAAUUUUCAGAAUACAGUAAAAACAAACUUUUUUUAGCAGAAAAAAAUUAAAACGCAUAUCAAAAAUGGAGAGGAGGCUCAGCCUGAAUCUGUCAAACUUGUAUUAUUAUUAUUACUUCUUUUGUAGAUGCUUAGAUGUUUAGAAAAAUAAUUAGUAUAAGCAACCUAGAGGUAUGCUUUAAAAAUAAUGUAAGAUGUUAUCUUAUACAGAUAUUUAAGUAUGUAUACUUAAUAGGAUUAAGCUUAACUUAUAAACUAAAAAAUCAGAAAGUAGAGAGAAGAAACAAAAAAAAAAAAAAAACAAAAAUAGUAUAUGUACAUACAUAUGUAAGUGAAAAGCAAUGGAUUUAAGGUAGAAUAUUUAAUUGGAAAUUAGAAAAUACGUAUGUAUGUGUAUAUGCAUACGUAUAUGUGUUUUAAGAUAUCUACCGUUUGCCAUUAAUGAGAUUAUAGAAUUAGAUUGACACAAAUGUUUACAAGCAUGCUUGUACACGUACGUACAUAUAAAUAAAGACGAAAAAAUCUGAAAUAAA
Anastrepha obliqua is the source of this 2242-nucleotide messenger RNA. RefSeq lists its product as uncharacterized. NCBI's taxonomy places the organism in Eukaryota, Metazoa, Arthropoda, Insecta, Diptera, Tephritidae. Gene Ontology annotation, biological process: phospholipid metabolic process; arachidonate secretion. The record is from RefSeq and is a predicted model, not a curated record. Bases 201 to 1163 code for a protein of 320 amino acids. Gene Ontology annotation, molecular function: A2-type glycerophospholipase activity. The transcript has a single exon.